AAAAAAUCUAGAGAGAGAAAUUGCUUGCGAGUUCAAGAGGAACUGUUCAGGUUCUUCGCAGAUCAGACGCAGUUAUAUUCUAAUGGGAAUGGAGGUGGCUGAUGUAUGUUUGGACAAGGAGGCAGAUUGUGUCAUGAUAUAUUCAAAUGAUCAUUCUGGUGAUUCAAGAAAUGAUACCACCAGUAACAAUGGUUCAUCAGAACCCAAUGUUUCUGUCAAUGGGAACUUAAAGCCUGAUGUUCAGACAACAAAUGAAGUUAAGGAGUUUGAAGUGGAGAAACGUGUUAUUGAAGACGUGCAACAUACGAAAGAACUUGGCCAAGUUCAAAGAUGUGAUGAAGAUGACACAUUGGACUGUGAAACCUGCUUGGUGAAGGAGAAGACGGCAUCUGACACACCGCAAACAGAAGGCGAAAGCAAGAAGUUGAACACAAUUAUCAAACCUUCAACCAAAUCUGCAGUUGGACAUGCUAAAACAAAACACACUGUUCCACAGCCAUUUGCUCUUGCUACUGAAAAGCGUGCUCUGUAUGGAACUCGUCCUGUUGGUGCAGCACCCCAGGCUGGUAAUCUUGUAGCCAAGUCAUCUCAUCCAAGCAGUUCUCCUGCCCAAGUUACAAAGAAAACAGCUGAGAUAGUCCCACCUUCAGUAGCGAGGAAGCCUUUGCAACCAGAUAACAAGAAGCAUCCGGAUGAAGAUGAUUCUUGUUCUGUCGCAUCCUUUACUGCUGCAUCAGCAAGAACUGUAACGUCUAAGCCAACUUCUGCAUCAGCUCCUGUCUUCAGGUGUAGCACACGCGCAGAGAGACGGAAAGAGUUUUAUUCCAAAUUAGAGGAGAAACAACAAGCACUGGAGGCUGAGAAAAUUCAAUGUGAGGCAAGGACCAAGGAAGAAAAAGAAGCAGCUCUCAAGCAAUUGAGAAAGAGCUUGUUAUUUAAGGCAAACCCAAUGCCAAGCUUCUACCACGAGGGACCACCACCAAAGGCUGAGUUAAAGAAGCCGCCACCAACUCGUGCAAAAUCACCAAAGCUGGGCAGAAGGAAGAGCUGCAGUGAUACAGCCGGUUUUAACAAAGGAAGAGGUGCACAUGUCGGAGUUCGCCAUAGUCUUGGUAUCUACAGACAGACAACAAAACAAAAGGACAACAUUAAGUUUCAGAAUCAUGACGGUAUCGACAAAAUCAACGAGGAAAUGGAAGCAAACAUCACCCAAGACUUUGAUAUGAAGAUCAGUAUGCAGUCUUGAACCUGUAAGUUUUCUAAUUUAUACAAUCGCUAUUGUAUUUUUGUUUUAACUUUUAUUUAUCUCCUGCAAGUGAUUUUCUUAACCUGUUUGUAUUGGUGGUUAAAUAUCUAUCAUGUAUGAAGUGUAAAUUAUAUUGCAACCUGUGCUCUUAUCUAUGGAUAAAAUGUUGUACUGUUAUAUUGUAAAUCCUGUUUUUCUCUCAUAAAAGGACUGUUCUA
Cynara cardunculus var. scolymus (artichoke) is the source of this 1464-nucleotide messenger RNA. RefSeq names its product protein WVD2-like 3. Gene Ontology annotation, biological process: microtubule cytoskeleton organization. Gene Ontology annotation, molecular function: microtubule binding. Lineage: Eukaryota; Viridiplantae; Streptophyta; Magnoliopsida; Asterales; Asteraceae. Bases 83 to 1246 code for a protein of 387 amino acids. The record is from RefSeq and is a predicted model, not a curated record. The transcript is spliced from 7 exons.